GUCAGCAACAGUGCCACAUCAGCAGUGCCACAUCAGCAGUGCCACAUCAGCAACGGUGCCACUUCAGCAGUGCCACAUCAGCAGUGCCACGUCAGCAGUGCCCCGCCACCAUGACGGUUUCAGUUUUGAGCAUGCCAGGCCAACUGGCCAACGAGUCCAUUGCCGAGUACAGACAGUGGUUCCAAGCUCAGCUCGCACUGAUCGAGGCUGAGGAACAGCGCCAGGCGGCAGCCGAGGCUGCCCGCCUACAGGCUGAAGCGGAGGCAGCAGCUGAAAAGCAGCGGCUUCAGGCCACAGCUGACGCAGAUGCCCAGGCCAGCCGCAAGGAGGCCCAGGAUCUGCUGCAGCGGCGCGAAGCUGCCAGCGUCGACAGGCUCAGGUUCUGGCAUUUUGAACCAUCCGAGGGCCACGACGACGCGACACCGGAAGAGCAGCACAAGGAGUUUCUAACUCUUGACCUGGACUUGGAGCAAGCAGCACCAGGACCAGAUGCUGGCGAACCCAGCAAUGCAGCCUCAACCCGCCAGUUGGAGCAACGAGUUGAUCAUGUUCUUGCAAUGCUCGGCGACAUCAGCGCCUUCGACGCACCGACCUCCAUCAACGAGCAGCUUGACACCUUGAAGAACGAAGUUCGGCAACUACACCAGCCGCCCCACAACGAUGGCAGCAUCAGUGCAUCGCGGCAGUACAAGAUGCCGACGUUCCGGAUUGAGAAGUUUGAUGACUGUACGCAUCACGACCCGGUCCUGUGGUGGCAGGGCUUUACGGCGGAGCUCUGGAUUCAUGAGGUCCCCGUUCACUUGUACCUCUCGGCAUUGUUCCUCAACGCCAAGGGCGGAUGCCAGAUCUGGCUCAGCCACAUGGCAACCAUCCACGGCGUCCAAGUCGCCGACUUGAACAAGAAGAUCUCUUGGGAAGAUCUGACGAGGGAAUGGAAGAAGCGGUUAAUAGUUGACGACGGCCCGGCUCUCGCCAUCAACCGCCUCUUCGCCAUGACUCAAGGCACCACACCGACACGCGACUGGCUCACGGAAUGGCAAAAGAUCGUGGCAACACCCGAUCUCGACUUGCCAUUUUCGCAUUUGCGCCGAGAGUUCUUCAACCGGUCAUGUGCUGCCUUGAGCCUCGCACUCGGUGAUCGUGAACAAUACACGACCGUUGAGGCUCGUGAGAUCAUCAAGACCAACCGGGCUGCUGCACACGAGAAAUCCGCGUGGCAGCCAGCCUACUUGGAGAAAGGAAAAUUUGGUCCGCCUCCGCAGCCCGUCAUUGCAGUCCAACCGGACAACCUUGUGGAAGACCCGACAACCACCCCAGCAUCACGUGAGGGAGAUCAAGUGGCCGCCGUCCAGCCGAGAAGCAACUACAACUCCCGUGGAAAAGGGAAGGCGAAAACAGCAUCGCCGACCGGAAAUGGACAACCACUACCAUGGGUCAAGUUUAGCUUGACGGAGGCCGAAUACAAGUACCGCAGCCGACACGGCUGCUGCUAUUGGUGCAACAUCACCAAGCACAAGACCUCCCAAUGCCAAGACCAAGGCAAGGAGGAUGUUUGACCUCGAAUCAUCUCGGGAAACUAAGUUGCACGGGAG
Molecule: messenger RNA, 1592 nt
Organism: Chara braunii
Lineage: Eukaryota; Viridiplantae; Streptophyta; Charophyceae; Charales; Characeae
Source: the annotation of a GenBank genome assembly